Molecule: messenger RNA, 742 nt
Organism: Pectinophora gossypiella (pink bollworm)
Lineage: Eukaryota; Metazoa; Arthropoda; Insecta; Lepidoptera; Gelechiidae
Product: apolipophorin-3-like
Exons: 4
Coding region: 113-673 (186 amino acids)
Biological process (GO): lipid transport
Cellular component (GO): extracellular region
Molecular function (GO): lipid binding
Source: RefSeq, a predicted model, not a curated record
GGAAACUUCCCGCUCCCGGUCCCGCCGCGCUAUAUAACACUGCGCGCGCGCACUCUCCCGCACUCUCCGCCCGUUCUCGCUCCACUCGACACUCCCGCGCAACACUAUCAACAUGUACAAGUCUCUCGUACUCUUCGCCUGCUUCGCAGUGGCGCUGUGCGCGGUGCGGCGCGAGGCUCCGGCCGGCAGCUCGCCGUGGCAGGACCUGGAGAAGAACGCGGCCGAGUUCAGCAAGACCAUCUCCGAGCAGCUCAACGCCUUCGCCAACUCCAAGAACACCGACCAGUUCAACAAGGCUGUCAAGGACGGCUCCGACUCCGUGCUGCAGACGCUCUCCUCCUUCUCCGGCUCGCUGCAGGCUGCCUUGGCUGACGCGAACGGCAAGGUGAAGGAGGCGCUGCAGCAGUCACAGGCCAAGCUCAAGGAGACGGCAGACCAGCUGCGCCAGCAACACCCCGACGUCGAGGCCAACGCCGAGCAGCUGCGCGCGCGCCUCGCCGACGCCGUCCGCACCACCGCCAAGGAGACUGAGAAGCUGGCCAAGGAGGCGGCCGCCAACUGGGACGAGACCAGCCAGAAGCUGGCGCCGCAGGUGAAGCAGGCGUACGAGCAGUUCGUCAAGCAGGCCGAGGCCGUCCAGAAGAAGCUGCACGAGGCCGCCACCAAGCAGUAGACCGCGCCACACCACCACCACCACCACCACCAUUAUAUAUUAUAAUACACUAUUUACAUAUUUAUACAA